This is a messenger RNA of Elephantulus edwardii (Cape elephant shrew), 554 nucleotides long. RefSeq names its product transcription factor BTF3-like. Gene Ontology annotation, cellular component: cytosol; nascent polypeptide-associated complex. The annotation marks the transcript as partial. The transcript has a single exon. NCBI's taxonomy places the organism in Eukaryota, Metazoa, Chordata, Mammalia, Macroscelidea, Macroscelididae. The record is from RefSeq and is a predicted model, not a curated record.
UCCCAUCGUGUGCAGCCUAUCUCAGCUGGUCUGCCAAAAGACCCCCUGAGUGUCAGCCCUAGUCCCCUGCACGGCCCCAUUUCCUCUCUGACAAGAUGAAAGAAACGAUCAUGAAUCAGGAGAAACUUGCCAAACUGCAGGCACAAGUGCGCAUUGGUGGAAAAGGAACUGCACGCAGAAAGAAGGUGGUUCAUAGAACACCUACAGCAGAUGACAAAAAACUUCAGUUCUCCUUAAAGAAAUUAGGGGUAAACAAUAUCUCUGGUACUGAAGAGGUGAAUAUGUUUACAAAUCAAGGAACGGUGAUCCACUUUAAUAAUCCUAAAGUCCAGGCAUCUCUGGCAGCAAACACUUUCACCAUUACCGGCCAUGCUGAGACAAAGCAGUUGACAGAAAUGUUACCCAGCAUCUUAAACCAGCUUGGCGCAGAUAGCCUGAGUAGUUUAAGAAGACUGGCUGAAGCCCUGCCCAAACAAUCUGUGGAUGGAAAAGCACCACUUGCUACUGGAGAAGAUGAUGAUGAAGUUCCAGAUCUUGUGGAGAAUUUUGAUGAG